AUGACUCAUCAUUUGUCUGGUAUGCUGGGUUUUUCUCCCUCGCUUUCUCUUAAGGAAUGGUUGCAACAUUGUAUGGAGCAAUUACCUCAAUCAUCGUUUUGCCGUCUUUUGGUGAAGCUAUGGUUUUUGUGGAAAGCAAGGAAUGAUAAAGUGUGGGCGAAUAGAAAUUGUGAGCCUCUCCUACUUAGUGCUCAAGUUUGGCAUGCCAAUUAUCUUCAAGCCAAUAUUUCACCCCCCAAGGUCCCACGUAAUAAGCAUGCCUGGAAGAAGCCUCCUGUUGGUUGGUUCAGUGUUUGCAUGGAUGGAGCUUUUGAUGUGCACUCUCAUUCUGGUGGCGCAGGAAUUGUGGUACGUGAUGCAAAUGGUUCUUUUAUUUGUGGGAUGGCCAUUAGUUUUGAUCAAGUUUUUUCUCCUGCUCAAGUGGAGGCACUAGCUGGUAGAGUAGCUUGCAGGCUGGUUCUUGACCAGGGUUUGGGUCCAGUUCGUCUAGAAUCGGACUCCUUAUUGUUAGUACAAGCUAUGCAUUCUAUCCAAGAUUCUUUUAUUCAGCUCCGGGUUGUUUAUGAGGAUGUUUUGGCUCUCUUUUCUCAGCUGCCUGGAAGUACUUUCUCACACUUGUAUCGGGAAGGGAAUACUGCUGCUCAUUCUCUUGCUCGUUGGGCAUUAUGUAAUAGGUCAUGCAAUGUUGUUUUUACUUCUACACCUCCCUUUCUAGAGGAGAUUAUUUCUAGAGAAUGUACUUAA
This is a messenger RNA of Rosa rugosa (rugosa rose), 744 nucleotides long. RefSeq lists its product as uncharacterized. Gene Ontology annotation, molecular function: nucleic acid binding; RNA-DNA hybrid ribonuclease activity. The coding region runs from base 1 to 744 and encodes 247 amino acids. The record is from RefSeq and is a predicted model, not a curated record. NCBI's taxonomy places the organism in Eukaryota, Viridiplantae, Streptophyta, Magnoliopsida, Rosales, Rosaceae. The transcript has a single exon.